Messenger RNA from Varroa destructor (honeybee mite), 3168 nucleotides. RefSeq lists its product as uncharacterized. The record is from RefSeq and is a predicted model, not a curated record. Lineage: Eukaryota; Metazoa; Arthropoda; Arachnida; Mesostigmata; Varroidae.
GAAAAUGGCCUCUGAUGUGUGAAAUAUUUGUUAAGUCAGUGAUAAUUUGUCGCCAGAUUUACGUCGUUUUUUCUGAACGCGUCUAUCGGAAAAUUUCGUGAGGGCUCCUGUUAAGCGUCGAAACAUGACUGAGUUUGGCAUGCGUUCGUUCACUGUUCAGGGUCAGAGGAAAAAUUCGACUCUGUAUGUUCAUCCAGAAGGUCCCUACAAGCUCCAGCCGAAUCAAGAGUUGCAGUAUGGCAAAUUUCUCAUGGAGAAGAACGCAGUUCACCGGACUCACGGAGGUGCUGUGCAUAUCUAUACCCACUGUUACACGUUUCGGAAAAAAUGUCCCGCUAGAGCUGUCUUCACUGCAGAUAAUGUAGUUGUGAAAAAUGGCAACGAACCCCACAAUCACGAGCCGGUCGAGGAUGAAGUUGAUCAGUUUCGUUUGCUUAUGGAACUCCGAAAGGCACAGCAAAUAUGUAAUGGAAACCAGGAGAUUGUGUACAAAUGUGAGCUGUGCUCUAAGAUGUUCAGCCACAAAAAAACUUUGCUAGCACAUUAUCGGUCAGCACAUCGUGUGGAGCCCAGUAAUGCCGACGGCACCCAGCAGAACUUCAAAUGUGUCCAUUGCGACAACGCUGUAUUCGCGACAUUAACCCGACUCCGCUCUCAUUACGUCGACACUCAUCAGUUCAACCCAGAGACGCAGGAGUUAGAGUUUCCCACGUUGGCUGAAUUCGAAAAUUGGCGUCGUCACAUGGAAUCGGAAACUGGACUACGGAUGCGUCGCCGAUGGGGUAGCCGCAAAAGGAAAGAUGGCAGCGUCCGAUUUCGAUUCUCCUGUUCCCGAAAUGAUCCAUUGCGUAAGGGAAUAAUUCGCGUCAAUUUUGCGUGGUGUCCGGCAGAAAUGAAGGUAGUUAAAGAUGGCGGCUUGAACAGUAGAGUCAAGGUGGAGUGGAAUUCAUCGCAUUACGGACACGAUCUCGAUCAUCUCACGUUGCUAGCCGAUACCACUCAGGAACAGGAAGUUGUCGAAAGAGCGGAGGUCGAAGAAAUAACUGAAGAACAACCUAUGGAAGAGGACCAAGGUGUUACAACCGUCAUGCAAAUGGUGCCUGAGGAGGCCAUUGGCACUGAGGACUCGGCAAUUCUUUUACAGGACGAUACUCAACCCGAACCCACCGCUAUAGAGCACGUUACUGGCGAGGAUAGCCUGAUUGAAGAAGCGGAGGAGACACGUCAACUUAUAGAAGACCCGAACACUUGUGAAGCUCCAGUGUUAGAGCCAAAACUACAGCGGGCUGUAUCCUCGAUGUGCGCGCAGGUUGGCAUAACGCAGACGGCCGUAAGACAAGGCGGUACUCUCCGUGGGGACCAGCAGGUUGAAGCGGUAUCUAAGAUGAAUGACCUUUUGCAGCUUAUGGUUAAUGUUCAACUGAAAAGUGCUGACUACGAACAGGUACACAAACUUAUGGAUGCUAUCUUAAUAGUUUAUAAGCGACGCCUGCACCAACAAGAGACCGAGCACCAAGGCGAGGCUAUCCAAACCAACGAGCACCAGCAAGUCAUACAAUUGGAGGACGUUGAAGGAGGACAGCUGAUCGUCAUUGAAGAUGCUGACGUUCAGCAGCUGUAUGCUGACCAUAGUUAUUCAACUCAAGAUGGUGAAACGACUGUGAUUGAAACGGAAAAUGGUGUUGCCGAGAGCAUCCUGGAGGGCGGACCGGUUCAUUGGGAGAUUCGUGAGGUUGAGUGUGUGAAGAGUAUGGCGCCGACAACGACGAUCGUAACGCGGCAAAGAGCCUCCCUCCACCACCAAUAAAGACCGGAAGCCGAAAGCAACGAAAUGAAUUUGGAGUCAAACUGCAAGCGCUGAAAUUACUUUAACCCCUUAAACGCUUCUCAUAUUGUGUCUGUGUUUUAGGUCAUGAACUACUUUUCAUUUGAAAAUACAUUGAGUGGAAGCAAACAUUUUUAAAUAAAAUAAAUUGAUGUCAGUAAGCCACUGAAAGAGGACGCAGAAUGGAGUCUCUCUGACAAACUCAUAAUGAAAUAGUACUAUAAUAACUGGGCAAUAAUUGACAUCGUCAAUGGAAAGCGGUGAAGGCUUCAAUUGGAUGAAAUUUGUGGUGCAACAAGUGAUCCAAUGUGUACCCAUCGUAAUAAUGACAUUUGAUUUUAUUCAUUUGCUACAAUUCGUUGUUAUAACUAUUCAGACUUACCAAGCAACCACAAAAUCUUCUUUAAUUGUGUUAUGUUCCAAUGAGCUUCACUGUCAACGCUUGAUAUUAAUUUUAUAAUAAAUAUACAAUAUUUUCUUGUUUACCGAUAGAAUGCAGAUCAAAUUUGUGCCAACCAGAUAUUUAACAGCUUACCUACGCUACCAUUCAGCUUUGUCAAUCUGGUGGCAUUGGCCUUUACUGCGACAAUUUAAUAUAAUUAUUAUGUUAUAUGAUUUUUGUCAGACGUAUAUAUUAUAACACGGAAGCGUUGUUUACGUGAAUCUAACAUGUAUGUUACGACCAAUCAAAAACGAAAGUGCAUAAGGUGAUACACAAAUACAUGUACAUAAUAAUAUACUAAAUGAGAAAUAUAAGGAGAAAAGAUUAUAUUGAGAAAAUUCAAACGGUUUUUUGUUGCACCAGCUUGUUCACAUUCAUCCACAUCAGAAACUACCUUUCUAUUGUGAAAUAUUUCGUUGUGACAAUGUCUUUUGGGACCACAGUCUUACAUAAGACACUGAUUUGCAAACUCUCUAACAGAACUGGUGUGUUAACGUACUUUAUAUGGAGCAUAAAAAACAACUUUGUUAACUAACGCAAAAGUACGUCGAACAAAGUCCUUGUAUUACUUGUAACCGAUUUGGGAAAAUUUCUCAUUUUAUAAGUCGGUCGACUCUCACCUAGCUUUAUGACCGUAACACUCGUUCUACUGACUCAUCCCUAACAGGCAAUUUGGGAAUCCGGUCAUGGCUAUAAUCGUGAGUACUGACUGCCAGCAAAUUUAAAAUAUUAGAAGAAACAUUACUUUUAACACGUAAAAGACAGACACUGAUUAAUCAAAACACUACAAUGCAAUUGUAUCCCAUGAAAUUUACUCUAUUAAUUAAUUUACACAUUUACGCGUUCAUGAACGUCCGCUGGAACACUCGUAGGAAAGUACAAGUGAGCUUGCAAUAAUCGA